Molecule: messenger RNA, 552 nt
Organism: Prunus persica (peach)
Lineage: Eukaryota; Viridiplantae; Streptophyta; Magnoliopsida; Rosales; Rosaceae
Product: classical arabinogalactan protein 1
Exons: 2
Coding region: 1-552 (183 amino acids)
Source: RefSeq, a predicted model, not a curated record
AUGGCUUCCUCAGGCUCAACCCUCGUCGCUCUGAUGCUCGUUGCACUGCUUGUGGGCCACACCAUGGCGCAGUCUCCGGCUAAAUCGCCGGCAUUGUCUCCGACCAGAUCGCCACCGGCUUCAGCUCCUUCUCCGUCGUCCGCCGCUCCAUCGACGCCUAAGGUGAAAUCUCCCCCUAGCCCUACUCCGUCGACCGCUCAGUCUCCGGCGAGUUCUCCUUCCUUGAUCUCUGCUCCUCCAUCUGAAGCGCCUGCGCCGUCGGAGAACGGCGCCGUUUUGAACAGAAUUUCUGCCUCCUCGUCCGUGGUGAUUGGCCUCUGCGCCGUCGUUUUGGACCCAAGCUCUUGCAAGCCUCCUGAAGCCGAGCACCAGGAGCACAACCAAGGUCCAGAACUGAUGCAGCUUCUUAAGUCCCAGGGCUUGGAGCGGGUGAAGAUCUUCGACUCCGACCAGGCCGUGCUCCGAGCUCUCGCCGGAUCCAACAUCAAGGUCACCGCCGACGUCCCUAACGAGCUCCUCUCCUCCGUCGCCGCUUACCACAACUACAGCUGA